GAUUCUCAGCGUCCUCUCCAGUGGAGGACAGAAGCCCUCCCAGGGUCGCGGGAGAGCCAGCGCAAAGUGGAAGGCACCUUGUACGCUGUGAAGCGGAGAUGCAGAUGUUACCCUAACCAGAAGCCCACCCCGCCACAAAUACUGGAGCGCCCAACAUGCGUGCGCCACCCGCUUCCCUGCAGAGGGCGCCGCGGGCCCGCCUCGCCGAGCGCGGGGUGAGAUCCCAGUAGCCCAGAGCAGCCCGCGGGGCAGGCCCGGGCUGCCGCGGACUCCUCUUGAAAAGCCUUUGAUGCUGUAUUCUUAGCACAUGGAACCCUAAACCAAAGCCUGCACUGGGGCAUUUGUGAGAAGCGUGUGUGCAAAGCCUGAGAGACUCCCCUGUUGGGCAUGCUGCUGGGCAGGGGUGUUCUGGUUUGACUUUGUACAUCCUUCUGCCAUGUGAGGAUGUGGCACAAAGUUGCCAUUUGGGAGCAGAAACUGGACCCUCACCAGACACCAGACCUGCCAGAGUUUAAGAGCAUUAGAGGCCACGGCUGGACUAGAACUCCAAGGUUCAAAUGAGUCUCCUGCCUCAGACUCCUCAGUAGCUGAGACUGCUGGGGUGCACAACCACACCCACCUAGAAAGUGGAUCCACUGGUGUUGAUGAAUGGAGUAAUCCACAAGCCGGAGGAUCUGGUGGAAACAUCGGUGCUCACACAUCACAUUCCAGUCUUUGUGUUUGAUGUUGGACAGAAAACUUGGAAAUCUUAUGAUUGGUCACAGAUUACAACUGUGGCAACAUUUGGAAAAUAUGACUCAGAACUUAUGUGCUACGCUCAUUCAAAAGGAGCCAGAGUAGUACUUAAAGGAGAUGUAUCCUUAAAGGAUAUCAUUGAUCCUGCUUUCAGAGCAUCCUGGAUAGCUCAAAAACUUAAUUUGGCCAAAACACAAUAUAUGGAUGGAAUUAAUAUAGAUAUAGAGCAAGAAGUUAAUUGUUUAUCACCUGAAUAUGACGCAUUAACUGCUUUAGUCAAAGAAACUACAGACUCUUUCCAUCGUGAAAUUGAGGGAUCACAGGUAACCUUUGAUGUAGCUUGGUCUCCAAACAACAUAGACAGAAGAUGCUAUAAUUAUACUGGAAUCGCAGAUGCUUGUGACUUCCUCUUUGUGAUGUCUUAUGAUGAACAAAGUCAGAUCUGGUCAGAAUGUAUUGCAGCAGCCAAUGCUCCCUAUAAUCAGACAUUAACUGGAUAUAAUGACUACAUCAAGAUGAGCAUUAAUCCUAAGAAACUUGUGAUGGGUGUUCCUUGGUAUGGUUAUGAUUAUACCUGCCUGAAUCUGUCUGAGGAUCAUGUUUGUACCAUUGCAAAAGUCCCUUUCCGGGGGGCUCCUUGUAGUGACGCUGCAGGACGUCAGGUGCCCUACAAAACGAUCAUGAAGCAAAUAAAUAGUUCUAUUUCUGGAAACCUAUGGGAUAAAGAUCAGCAGGCUCCUUAUUAUAACUAUAAAGAUCCUGCUGGCCACUUUCAUCAAGUAUGGUAUGAUAACCCUCAGAGUAUUUCUUUAAAGGCAACAUAUAUACAAAACUAUCGCUUACGGGGCAUUGGCAUGUGGAAUGCAAACUGUCUUGACUACUCUGGAGAUGCUGUAGCCAAACAGCAAACUGAAGAAAUGUGGGAAGUCUUAAAGCCAAAACUGUUACAGAGAUGAACAUCUUUUGUCAAACCAUUAAGAGUUAGAAAAAUGAUCUGUAUAAACAGAUCUAGUUUCUUGCAUUUUUAUUAUGUUGCUAUAUACUUUUGUUAUCCGUAUACUAAAAAAAUAAAGAAUAAAUAAAUGUUUUGAUUGUUUGAAUUUGAAAAAUACACACGAAUGUCCUCAGUAUCCAGGAACAUAAAGGCAAGAAGCAAGUCAACUUACCUAUUAAAUAUUCCUCUAUUAGAUGUUUCAACACCAUAAUUUAAUUGGGAAAAAUUGCUUUCAGAAUUUUAUUAUGCCAUAUUUCCCUUCAUUAUAGUAAAAUAUAUGCUCACGAAUCAAUGCUGAUUUUUAAAAUAUGUAUAAUCUGAAGUGGAAAUUGUUUGCUUAGAGUUUUUAAAAACCUAGUCUUUGAAAAGCAGUUGUGCUAUACUUUUCCCCCAACCCUCCAAUAAAUCUUAAAUUUAAAACCUACAA
Molecule: messenger RNA, 2156 nt
Organism: Pan troglodytes (chimpanzee)
Lineage: Eukaryota; Metazoa; Chordata; Mammalia; Primates; Hominidae
Gene: CTBS
Product: chitobiase
Exons: 11
Coding region: 645-1691 (348 amino acids)
Biological process (GO): oligosaccharide catabolic process; chitin catabolic process
Molecular function (GO): chitinase activity; chitin binding
Source: RefSeq, a predicted model, not a curated record